Messenger RNA from Trichoderma citrinoviride, 451 nucleotides. RefSeq lists its product as hypothetical. The transcript is spliced from 5 exons. The coding region runs from base 98 to 406 and encodes 102 amino acids. The record is from RefSeq and is a predicted model, not a curated record. Gene Ontology annotation, biological process: fatty acid metabolic process. NCBI's taxonomy places the organism in Eukaryota, Fungi, Ascomycota, Sordariomycetes, Hypocreales, Hypocreaceae. Gene Ontology annotation, molecular function: long-chain fatty acyl-CoA binding.
GCCUGAAUUAGCUUCAGCUGUUGGCGUUACCCCGCCGCCGGCCGAGACCAGCGAGCUUUAGUCGGUACUUGUAUGAAGCUUUUCUUCGAUAGUCAUCAUGUCUGCCCCCGAGUCCCCCGAGUUCAGCAAGGCGCUGGUUGAGGUCAAGCAGUUGACCAAGAAGCCCAGCAACGACGACCUUUUGCGCCUCUACGCUCUUUUCAAGAUUGGCAAGGGCUUCGAGUUCAAGAAGUCUGACGAGCCUUCACGGUUCUCCUUCGAGGCUCGCGCCAAGUGGAAGGCCUGGGAGCAGGCCUACGAGGAGGAGGGCAUCACCGAGCCGGCUGUUGCGCAGCAAAAGUAUGUCGAGUUCGUCGAGUCGCUCAAGGAAAAGUACGACUUCGACCCCAACAAGACUCCCGAGUAAAUGGCAAGAGGAGGUUCUACAUGUUGUUACCUGCCUAGAGAUGCA